CGUUUUUGUUUGCUUUAACGCUUAUCUUCUAGUCGCGAAAGAUCGCCCAAAAAGAAUAGCAUCAGAUUGCACGAUUCUCACGACCUUCUUCAAUUUAAUAUUUUACGAAAGUUGAAUUCUAGUCUUGUACUGAAGAUUAGUUCCUCCCAACAUGAAGAAAAUUUGUCUGGUAAUUUUGUUAUGUAUUUGCUGCACUGCCGCUGUACCCGCAAACCAGCAGUACAGAUUGAAAAGAAAAGUUACUUCUGGAAGUGAAAAUGACGAAAAUGUCCUAGAAGCAACCACUAAAGAAGGAACCACUGCCGCUCCAGUACACUCGACUUCGGCCACGAUUGUCCAACAAUCGACAACCACCUUCCCAAAUAAUGCCACUUCUACGAAAGGGCGAGAAGAUAUAGCUAAAAGCGCUGUCGACUCUUCAAGCAGUCCGAGUAACCACCAUUUGCAAAAUGCACUGCCGAGCUCCAAUUUGCUUCAAGUUGAAACGAGAGUCGGUCAAAGUGAAGGAACAGAACUACCUCUUCAUGCUGAUGAAUUUAAGGUUAAAAUACUAGAACCGACCAAAACAAAUCAAUACUCAUAUCAACAAAACAUUGUCAAAACCCCAGAUUUCUACAUCGUAAAAGUGCCUCAUUACAUAAUAAUUAAAGAAUCAGAUUUUCUAAGAAACCAAGAUUAUGGAAUACCUUCGUUUACAGGUUCGUUUUAUCCUUUUCAAGAAAUUCCAAGUUUAUCGCACGACUUUUCAAUCGAUCACAGCGGCUUUGGAAUACAAGGAUCUUAUCCCAUUUAUCCAUUGGAAAUCCUAGAAAAUGUGGAGCAUUCUCCCAUUAUUAGUAUCGGAGAUCAUAUUCCAGGGAUAUCUGAUUUUGAGAGCAUUACCGGAGGAGUAGAAAUUCUUAAUGUAGACCCAAUAAAUGUUGAACAGCAGAAUGACCAAAUUGUUGACCACGAAAACGACUCGAUUGCUGUGGAGGCACUGGAGAAAGCAAACAAGAAAAAACAAUCAACUAAAAUUCCAGAAACUCUAACCGAAGAACCCAAUAGUAAACAAAACUAAAGCAACACAUUGUCCAAAAGAAACUUGAAUUGUUAAAAGCCUUACUGAUUGGAUACUAAUAAUAGACAUAGGAACACAUACAACGUAUCAAUGUAAAUGUAUCAGCUUAAAUGACCUACGAAUUGAAAUAAAUAUUUAGAAUGA
This is a messenger RNA of Dendroctonus ponderosae (mountain pine beetle), 1204 nucleotides long. RefSeq lists its product as uncharacterized. The coding region runs from base 152 to 1060 and encodes 302 amino acids. NCBI's taxonomy places the organism in Eukaryota, Metazoa, Arthropoda, Insecta, Coleoptera, Curculionidae. The record is from RefSeq and is a predicted model, not a curated record. The transcript has 6 exons.